GGGAGCACCGGGAGCGGCGGGAGCGGCGGGAGCGGCAUGGUGGUGCCGCCGCUGCUGCGCGCCGUCAUCAUGGGGCCGCCGGGCUCCGGCAAAGGCACCGUCUCCGCUCGGAUUAUCAAGCACUUCGGCGUGAAGCACCUCUCCAGCGGCGACCUGCUGAGGGACAACAUGCAGAAGAAGACAGAAGUGGGAAUCCUUGCCAAGUCCUACAUUGAUCAAGGGCAGCUUAUUCCAGAUCACAUCAUGACACAACUAAUGCUGAAUGAGAUAAAAAGUCUAGACCAGUACAAUUGGCUAUUGGAUGGUUUCCCCAGAACAGUUGCUCAGGCAGAAGCCCUCGAUAAAGAAUGUCACAUAGACACUGUGAUUGACCUGGACGUGCCAUUUGAGACCAUAAAGUGUCGGCUUACAGCACGCUGGAUCCACCCUGCUAGUGGCAGAGUCUACAAUCUUGAAUUCAGUCCUCCCAAAGUGCAGGGCAUUGAUGACAUCACUGGUGAGCCGCUUGUUCAGCGUGAUGAUGACAAGCCAGAGACUGUCAGCAAGAGGCUUCAGGCUUACGAUGCACAAACAAAACCUGUUCUAGAGUAUUAUCGGAAAAAGGGGUUAUUGAAAUCCUUUUCUGGAACAGAAACCAAUAAGAUCUGGCCACAUAUCUAUGCUUUCCUUCAAACCAAGUUGCCAGAUGUUAGCCAGAAAGAUGCUGCCAAGCCCAGGUGAAAAUAGGUCAAACUUCUGCUCAUCUUUCAUAGCUCACUCCCAAUUACAUGAGAUUCAUCAAUCAAGGAUUUGUUCAAGUAGUCUACCAGACUCAUCAAUAAUUUAAGUCCAAUGCUGUCCUUAACUAACACUAUGGUAAAAUUUUGUUGCCUGUGGUUACCACUUCAAUGCUGUAUUUUUUUAUACUAAAUAUACCUAAUUUUAAAAAUACAGUAACUGUCUUUAACAAGAGCUAA
Molecule: messenger RNA, 956 nt
Organism: Lonchura striata (white-rumped munia)
Lineage: Eukaryota; Metazoa; Chordata; Aves; Passeriformes; Estrildidae
Gene: AK3
Product: adenylate kinase 3
Biological process (GO): nucleobase-containing compound metabolic process
Cellular component (GO): mitochondrion
Molecular function (GO): AMP kinase activity; ATP binding
Source: RefSeq, a predicted model, not a curated record